This is a messenger RNA of Apaloderma vittatum (bar-tailed trogon), 410 nucleotides long. Its product is annotated as multiple inositol polyphosphate phosphatase 1-like. The annotation marks the transcript as partial. Lineage: Eukaryota; Metazoa; Chordata; Aves; Trogoniformes; Trogonidae. The transcript is spliced from 3 exons. The record is from RefSeq and is a predicted model, not a curated record. Gene Ontology annotation, molecular function: acid phosphatase activity; inositol phosphate phosphatase activity.
UGAACGACUCCCUGAUGCGGUUUUUUGAUCACUGCGCCAAGUUUGUGGCCUUGGUGGAAGAGAACGAGGCGGCGAUGUGCCAGGUGGAUGCCUUCAAAGAGGGGCCGGAGAUGAGGAAGGUCUUGGAGAAGGUGGCGAGCGCCUUGUGUUUGCCGGUGGAGGAGCUGAACGCAGAUCUUGUUCAAGUGGCUUUUCUCACCUGCUCGUAUGAGUUGGCUAUAAAAAACGUGACCUCCCCAUGGUGUUCACUCUUCAGUGAAGAAGAUGCCAAGGUACUGGAAUACCUGAAUGACCUGAAGCAGUACUGGAAGAGAGGGUAUGGCUAUGACAUCAAUAGUCGCUCCAGCUGCAUAUUAUUCCAAGAUAUCUUCCAGCAUUUGGAUAAAGCGGUGGAAGAGAGCAAAAGGUAA